CUGGGGAGGAAAGGCCAGAGCCUGGCAGACCCAGGGGCAGGUUGGAGCCCUGGGCCCUGUCCCACCCUGAAUAAAGCAGGCAGGUGUGGCCUCUGGCACCUGACCCACCUCUCCAUAUCUACAGCGCUCUUUCACCCUCAUCGUGGAGGCCUGGGACUGGGACAACGAUACCACCCCGAAUGGUGAGUGAGCCCUGGGCCAGGUGGCAGCGCCUCUCAGCUUCAGGGCACCUGUGGCGGGGCCCAUGUCCUCUGCCUGCUUGAGACAAAGCCUUUCUUUACUCUGAGGAUCAUGUGUGCUGUUUCCCUUUUUGCUCUGGCUGCCAGGAAGCUCUGCCACGUUUGGGAUUUGAAGAGCUGUGCAUGCACUCUCUUCCCCAGUCCUGGCUUUGCCUAUGUUGUUCUCCUAUCGGGUGUGCUCUUUUGGGGCCCACGUCAGUGACUUAGUGGAGGGGACACCCUUGAGUGUCUCUCUGGCUUUGUAGCCCCCUCUACCUGUCUGUACUGGAGCAUGGAGCCUUUGUGGCCCUCUCCCUGAGGCCCACCUGCUAGCUGGCUGACCUGGGCAGGGGCUCUGCAGGGCCCCGCAGGGGUAGUGGGGGAUGACUUCUAUGGGUGGAUGCGGAAGUACCCGCAGGCCGAGGGAGCUGCUCAUGUGAAGGCUCAGACAGGAGCACGCUUGCUGUGCAGGAGGGGCUGCCGGGGCCGGGCUCAGAUCAUGGGGGCUGGCACACCACUGAGAAGACACGGGCUCUGUCUGGCAAGCUCUGGCUGCCUUAUGGAGGGUGGGCUGUGGGGCCAGGACGGAGACCGAGGAGGAGCUGCGCCAUGAAUCUGGGCGUGUCAGGGUGACCUGGACCAGGGGCAGUGUGAGGGAGUGAGGGAGACUCUGGCUGCUCUCAGAAGUGGAGACACAGGGUUGGCCAGUGGGUUGGAGGUGGUGAGAGAGCAGGGCCAGGGCAUCCUGGCUGCCAGCAGAGUGGAGGGGCUGUUUACAGGGCAGGGAUGGUGGCAGGGGUGCCCAGGUGGGGAGUAGCAGCUGUGGGGACCCCAGCGACUCAGGGCAGUGGUGUUCCCUGAGGGGGUGGCAGGGGAACAGUUGGGCUGAGGCCCAAGUAAGGUCGUCAGGGCUCUUGAUGACGUGGGCCUGGAGAGGCUGGGGUGGCCGGGAGGCCCCUUGGGGAGUGACCAGCUCGGUGUCUUCCCAGGCCUUGGCCCAUGAGGCGGGAGAGCUGGGGUCUGGAGGACCUGUUCACCCUUUAUUGUGGAAAACAUUGAGCCUGUGCCGAAGCACAGGGACCGGCAUCACAGACGUUGCAUACCAGCACCAGCAGCUGCAGUGCCCCUGGCCCCUGGUCUCCCAUUGUCUUACCUAAAGUGAGGCUUAGCCGGCAGGUCUCAGGACCUGUGCCUGUCUUGGGGGCCUGAGGGGAGGGUUGUUUUAAGGUGGGGACGGUAGCAGUGUUUGGCACUUCUGGGAGCAAGUCACAGCACAGGAAAGGGGAGGGCAACUGAGCGCCAUGCCUGUGCUGGUGAGGGCUGGACACGGUGCCCAGCUGUGUGCAGGUGUUGGAGCAGGGCUGUGGGUGGGUGGGCACAGGUGUGGGAUACGGGACUCACCCCCUGGCAGCAGUCAUGCCUUCUCUGUGGAGCCCGUGGUCUCGGCAGCCCUCCCUGCAGGACGCCCCGCCCCUAACUGGGCCCCCCAGCCCUCUGCGUUUAGGGUGGGAGCAGGAGCGCAGGCUUGGUGGCGGGAGGGAUAGGCCUUUCGGGGCCCUGAGCUUUCUGUAGCAGUCUGGCCAGGGGCCCUGCCCUCGGAGUGCUGCUGCCGCCUGCUGUGCCCUGGCCUUGCAGCAGCCGCAGACUUCUGCCCCGUCCCCGUUGUUCCUGGAGGCCACCUGGCUGGGCUGGUGUCUCUGGCCUGUGCUGACUAUGCCGCCUCCCCAAGAGGAGCUGCUGAUCGAGCGGGUGUCGCAUGCUGGCAUGAUCAACCCGGAGGACCGCUGGAAGAGCCUGCACUUCAGCGGCCACGUGGCGCACCUGGAGCUGCAGAUCCGUGUGCGCUGUGACGAGAACUACUACAGCGCCACCUGCAACAAGUUCUGCCGACCCCGCAACGACUUUUUUGGCCACUACACCUGCGACCAGUAUGGCAACAAGGCCUGCAUGGAUGGCUGGAUGGGGAAGGAGUGCAAGGAAGCUGUGUGUAAACAAGGGUGUAAUUUGCUCCACGGGGGAUGCACCGUGCCUGGGGAGUGCAGGUGCAGCUACGGCUGGCAAGGGAGGUUCUGCGAUGAGUGUGUCCCAUACCCCGGCUGUGUGCACGGCAGCUGCGUGGAGCCCUGGCAGUGCAACUGUGAGACCAACUGGGGCGGCCUGCUCUGCGACAAAGACCUGAACUACUGUGGCAGCCACCACCCGUGCACCAACGGAGGCACGUGCAUCAACGCUGAGCCCGACCAGUACCGCUGCACCUGCCCCGAUGGCUACUCAGGCAGGAACUGUGAGAAGGCUGAGCAUGCCUGCACCUCCAACCCAUGUGCCAACGGGGGCUCUUGCCAUGAGGUGCCGUCCGGCUUCGAAUGCCACUGCCCAUCGGGCUGGAGCGGGCCCACCUGUGCCCUUGACAUCGAUGAGUGUGCCUCAAACCCGUGUGCGGCCGGUGGUACCUGUGUGGACCAGGUGGACGGCUUCGAGUGCAUCUGCCCCGAGCAGUGGGUGGGGGCUACCUGCCAGCUGGACGCCAAUGAGUGUGAAGGGAAGCCGUGCCUUAACGCUUUUUCUUGCAAAAACCUGAUUGGCGGCUAUUACUGUGAUUGCAUCCCGGGCUGGAAGGGCAUCAACUGCCACAUCAACGUCAACGACUGUCGUGGGCAGUGUCAGCACGGGGGCACCUGCAAGGACCUGGUGAACGGGUACCAGUGCGUGUGCCCACGGGGCUUCGGAGGCCGGCACUGCGAGCUGGAACGAGACGAGUGUGCCAGCAGCCCCUGCCACAGCGGCGGCCUCUGUGAGGACCUGGCCGACGGCUUCCGCUGCCACUGCCCCCAGGGCUUCUCCGGGCCUCUCUGUGAGGUGGAUGUCGACCUUUGUGAGCCGAGCCCCUGCCGGAACGGCGCUCGCUGCUAUAACCUAGAGAGUGACUAUUACUGCGCCUGCCCUGAUGACUUUGGUGGCAAGAACUGCUCCGUGCCCCGCGAGCCAUGCCCUGGCGGGGCCUGCAGAGUGAUCGACGGCUGCGGGGCGGAUGCAGGGCCUGGGGCGCCUGGCGCAGCAGCCUCUGGCGUGUGUGGCCCCCAUGGACACUGCGUCAGCCAGCCAGGGGGCAACUUUUCCUGCGUCUGUGACAGUGGCUUUACUGGCACCUACUGCCAUGAGAACAUUGAUGACUGCCUGGGCCAGCCCUGCCGCAAUGGGGGCACGUGCAUCGACGAGGUGGACGCCUUCCGCUGCUUCUGCCCCAGCGGCUGGGAGGGCGAGCUCUGCGACACCAAUCCCAACGACUGCCUUCCCGAUCCCUGCCACAGCCGCGGCCGCUGCUACGACCUGGUCAACGACUUCUACUGUGCGUGCGACGACGGCUGGAAAGGCAAGACCUGCCACUCACGCGAGUUCCAGUGCGACACGUACACCUGCAGCAACGGUGGGACCUGCUAUGACAGCGGGGACACCUUCCGCUGUGCCUGCCCCCCCGGCUGGAAGGGCAGCACCUGCGCCGUUGCCAAGAACAGCAGCUGCCUGCCCAACCCCUGUGUGAACGGGGGCACCUGCGUGGGCAGCGGCGCCUCCUUCUCCUGUAUCUGCCGGGACGGCUGGGAGGGCCGCACUUGCACGCACAAUACCAACGACUGCAACCCUCUGCCUUGCUACAACGGUGGCAUCUGUGUUGACGGCGUCAACUGGUUCCGCUGCGAGUGUGCGGCUGGCUUCGCGGGACCCGACUGCCGCAUCAACAUUGACGAAUGCCAGUCCUCGCCCUGCGCCUACGGGGCCACGUGUGUGGAUGAGAUCAACGGGUAUCGCUGUAGCUGCCCCCCUGGCCGAGCUGGCCCCCGGUGCCAGGAAGUGAUCGGGUUCGGGAGGUCCUGCUGGUCCCGGGGCACUCCGUUCCCGCACGGAAGCUCCUGGGUGGAAGACUGCAACAGCUGCCGCUGCCUAGAUGGCCGCCGUGACUGCAGCAAGGUGUGGUGCGGGUGGAAGCCUUGUCUGCUGGUCGGCCAGCCCGAGGCCCUGAGCGCCCAGUGCCCGCCGGGGCAAAGGUGCCUGGAGAAGGCCCCAGGCCAGUGUCUGCGACCACCCUGUGAGGACUGGGGGGAGUGCGGCACAGAAGAGCCACCGAGCACCCCCUGCCUGCCGCGCUCCGGCCACCUGGACAAUAACUGCGCCCGCCUCACCUUGCGUUUCAACCGUGACCAUGUGCCCCAGGGCACCACGGUGGGCGCCAUUUGCUCUGGGAUCCGCUCCCUGCCAGCUACGAGGGCUGUGGCACGGGACCGCCUGCUGGUGUUGCUCUGCGACCGGGCGUCCUCCGGGGCCAGUGCCGUGGAGGUGGCCAUGUCCUUCAGCCCUGCGAGGGACCUGCCUGACAGCAGCUUGAUCCAGGGCGCGGCCCAUGCCAUCGUGGCCGCCAUCACCCAGCGGGGGAACGGCUCACUGCUCCUGGCUGUCACCGAGGUCAAGGUGGAGACAGUCGUUAUGGGUGGCUCUUCCACAGGUCUGCUGGUGCCCGUGCUGUGUGGUGCCUUCAGCGUGCUGUGGCUGGCGUGCGUGGUCCUGUGCGUGUGGUGGACACGCAAGCGCAGGAAAGAGCGGGAGAGGAGCCGGCUGCCGCGGGAGGAGAGCACCAACAACCAGUGGGCCCCGCUCAACCCCAUCCGCAACCCCAUCGAACGGCCGGGGGGCGGCCCGUGGGGCGGCGGGGGCCACAAGGACGUGCUCUACCAGUGCAAGAACUUCACGCCGCCGCCGCGCAGGGCAGACGAGGCGCUGCCCGGGCCUGCCGGCCACGUGGGCGUCAGGGAGGACGAGGAGGACGAGGAUCUAGGCCGCGGUGAGGAGGACUCCCUGGAGGCGGAGAAGUUCCUCUCGCACAAAUUCACCAAAGAUCCUGGCCGCUCGCCGGGGAGGCCGGCCCACUGGGCCUCGGGCCCCAAAGUGGACAACCGCGCGGUCAGGAGCAUCAAUGAGGCCCGCUACACUGGCAAGGAGUAGGGGCGGCCGCCAGCUGGACCGGGACCCAGGGCCCUCGGUGGGAGCCAUGCCGUCUGCUGGACCUGGAGGCCAAGGCCAUGUGCAUAGUUUCUUUAUUUUGUGUAAAAAAACCACCAAAAACAAAAAACAAAUGUUUAUUUUCUACGUUUCUUUAACCUUGUAUAAAUUAUUCAGUAACUGUCAGGCCGAAAACAAUGGAGUAUUCUCGGAUAGUUGCUAUUUUUGUAAAGUUUCCGUGCGUGGCACUCGCUGUACGGCAGGAGAGAGCAAAGGGUGUCUGCGUCCUCACCAAAUCGUAGCGUUUGUUACCAGAGGUUGUGCACUGUUUACAGAAUCUUCCUUUUAUUCCUCACUCGGGUUUCUCUGUGGCUCCAGGCCAAAGUGCCGGUGAGACCCAUGGCUGUGUUGGUGUGGCCCAUGGCUGUCGGUGGGACCCGUGGCUGAUGGUGUGGCCUGUGGCUGUCGGUGGGACUCGUGGCUGUCAGUGGGACCCGUGGCUGUUGGUGGGACCUACGGUGGUCGGUGGGACCCUGGUUAUUGAUGCGGCCCCGGCCGCCGGCACGGCCCGUGGCUGUUGGCACACCUGUGGUUGUUAGUGGGGCCUGAGGUCAUCGGCGUGGCCUGAGGCCGGCAGGUCGACCUCGAGCUUGCUGGCCAGUCCGCCCCGCCUGCCGUCUGUGCUUCCUCCUGCCCAGAACGCCCGCUCCAGCGAUCUCUCCACUGUGCUUUCAGAAGUGCCCUUCCUGCUGCGCAGUUCUCCCCUCCUGGGACGGCGGCAGUAUUGAAGCUUGUGACAAGUGCCUUCACACAGACCCCUCGCAACUGUCCACGCGUGCCGUGGCACCAGGCGCUGCCCACCUGCCGGCCCCGGCCGCCCCUCCUCGUGAAAGUGCAUUUUUGUAAAUGUGUACAUAUUAAAGGAAGCACUCUGUAUAUUUGAUUUAAUAACGUCAACAUUCCAGCCUCCCUUGUUCUUUGGGUGCUGUUCCUUUUGCAUUUAGAGUCAGACUGGGGGAGAACCGCGCCGGCAGAGAGGCGUGAGGCAGUGGGGCAUGUGCGGGGUGUUGGCCCACAUGGCUGUGGUGGCUGCGGAGGGUGAGACGGUCCUGCUGAGUCAGGGCCUGCCAGGGCCUCGAACGCAUUGCCAAGUUGGUGGAUGCAGGUUUGGCCAAAACCAUUCUGGGAAUGGGGAGGGGGGUGUCUAGGUGCCUGGCACCUGACCCUGACUACAAACAGCUGAAAACAGUUUUAUAAAAUAGUAUAAAAUUGCUUACCCACGAAUACCUAUCAAAGUCUUAAAGAAUUAACAGUUCAAAAUUUUUAUUCAUUCAUUUAUUCCUUUGUUUUGCUUGUUCAUUCAGAGGCAAGGUCAGCAUUUGAGAGACUGGAGGCAGGAGAGAAGCAGCCCUUCCACCUGGCCCUGGAGCUGGUUUUGCCUCUCACUGCUUGAGCCAACUGGAACAUGGCAUGGUGGCCUCAGGGCUGGGCAUGGAAGGCCGACUCCAAGGCUGACUCCGAGCCGUCUGUCAGUGACGUGCAAGUCUUUAACCUGCUGUGAGGGGCAGGAGGUCAACUGAGUCAAGGAGCAAAGCCAAGAACCAGAUCUGUACAAAAAAGAAGAAAAAAGUCCUGCCAACAGCCUGGAAGUGAGGCUGCCUUGCAGAGGCAGAACAAAUGAAUAAAUGAAUGAAUGAAUAAAAA
This is a messenger RNA of Chlorocebus sabaeus (green monkey), 6911 nucleotides long. Lineage: Eukaryota; Metazoa; Chordata; Mammalia; Primates; Cercopithecidae. The record is from RefSeq and is a predicted model, not a curated record.